Molecule: messenger RNA, 2823 nt
Organism: Rhincodon typus (whale shark)
Lineage: Eukaryota; Metazoa; Chordata; Chondrichthyes; Orectolobiformes; Rhincodontidae
Gene: glyctk
Product: glycerate kinase
Exons: 6
Coding region: 417-2045 (542 amino acids)
Biological process (GO): protein phosphorylation
Cellular component (GO): cytoplasm
Molecular function (GO): glycerate kinase activity
Source: RefSeq, a predicted model, not a curated record
GCAACUGAUUACUUUCCAGCUUCUCCACGCCGCUGGCUGGGUCUACAAUCAGCCCCCACCUCUCUCUCCUGACCGCGCAACGCAACCCGAGCUCAGGGUCUUUUGUGAAAAUCAAGGCCGGGGUUUCUAGGCCUCCCAGAGAGGGGAGGGUCUUUUAGAACUGAAAAGGGAUGGGGGCGGUAAUAGUACUCACUUGCCCUCCUGGCAGUCGUAAAGGACGAUGGAGUCGUCGUCGCUGCUGGAGAUGAGCGUCUCUCCGUUGGGAACUGUGAAAUAACAGCUAUGAGAAUUGAAGGUUUAAUUUGAUGCUGCAUCCGUGCUUGCUACACUGCAGAACUGAAUAACUUCUUGCUGGUUCCCACUUGGUCUCUGCCAGGAUGAAAUUACUCAGCAAUCAAUGAAUCUCAGUGGUUAAGAUGGUCACUGCAUUUGGAAGAUACUUGUGGCUUCAUUCCAACUAUCGACUCAUUUACAAGACCUGGAAGCCAAAGAGGCUUCAUCUUCACAGUGCUUCUGUAAUUAAUAAAGAAAUGUCCCUUCGGCAGCAUGGUCUGCAGAUCUUUCAGGCAGCAAUCAAUGCCGUUUUGCCUCAAAACAUGAUCAAGAAGAAUAUUAGUAUAGAAGGAGACAGGUUGAUGAUACAAAAUCGGUGCUUCCCUGUCCAUAAAAAUGUCUACCUUGUUGGAUUUGGAAAGGCUGUGUUGGGAAUGGCAGCUGCUAUGGAAGAGAUCUUGGGAGACCAUCUGCUCCAAGGAGUGAUCAGUAUUCCUCUUAGCAUUCAAAGGAUUCUUUGUGAGGCAGGAAAAGAGGACAUGCUUUUAAAACCUAAUACAAAAAUACAAGCAAUGGAAGGAGCCAGACAUAACCUCCCUGAUGAGAAUGCUUUAAAGGCAGCCAACACUAUCCGUCAUUUAGUGGAAGGACUUGCUGCAGAUGACCUGCUGUUUGUGCUUAUCUCAGGUGGGGGAUCAGCUUUAUUGCCAGCUCCAAUUCCCCCUAUCACUUUGGAGGAGAAACAAUACCUGACCAAACAACUUGCUGCUAAGGGGGCAACAAUUCAGGAACUCAAUACAGUGCGCAAGAUGCUAUCAGUGUUGAAGGGUGGAGGUUUGGCAAGGGCUGCCUAUCCUGCACAGGUGGUGAGUCUCAUCAUGUCUGAUGUUAUUGGCGACAAUUUGGAGUUUGUAGCCAGUGGCCCAACUGUACUUAACUUACAAAGCAAAGAUGACUGUCACAAGAUACUGUCAAAAUAUAACUUAUCCAUGCCAGAAUCUGUAAAAGAAGUUCUGUCUCAGUCCAGCAUGAAAAUGGACAAAGAGGAAAUCCAAACGUUUGAUCAUGUUUGUAAUUUUAUAGUGGGAUCAAAUGCAAUUGCCUUAGAGGAAGCAAAACGCAAAUCAGAAAGCUUGGGUUAUAACACUUCUGUCCUGUCUACUGUAGUCAGUGGAGAUGUCAGGACUGUGGCCAAAUUGUACAGUCUUUUGAUUAGAUAUGUGUAUUCAGUUCUGGCAGCUGCCAGUUCAAAAUACGUACAUGUAAGCAAACUGAAAGAUGAGAUCCUGCAGAUGGUCGUAAACAUGGAGCUUCCUGACUUUCAACUAGACGGCUGUUUGAAACUGUUGGAGGAGGCACAGAGUUCCAAGAAAUCAAUAUGUCUUUUGGCAGGGGGUGAAACUACAGUUCAACUCCAGGGUAAAGGUAAAGGGGGUCGAAAUCAAGAGCUGGCCUUGCAUGUGGCGUUGGAACUUCACCGUGCAAAAUCAAAGAUUCCACAAGAUCUACUUACAAAACAUGAAGUUAUUUUUCUUAGUGCCGGGACUGAUGGACAGGAUGGGCCCACUGAAGCAGCUGGUGCAUUUGCUUACGGUGACCUGGUUGACAAGGCUUUUGCUGAAGGGCUCAACCCAGAGGACUUUUUAAACAACAAUGACUCCUUUACCUUCUUUAACAAGUUUAAUAAUGGAGUGGAUCUCAUUGUGACAGGACUGACAAACACCAAUGUUAUGGAUGUGCAAGCAAUUAUUAUUCAAUACAAUGAAAUUUAAAUCAAGCAUUAGCCUUUCACUCAACAUAAAGGGAGAUGAAGAAGUAUUUAAUUUCUUUAAAAAGGGACAUAAUAUUGUACUCACAUAGCAUUUUAUCAGCAGAAUAAAUAUCAGUAAAGGGAACAAGGAUGUAUGUAUAGUUUUCAUGUGUUGAGCAUUGGCAUUACAUGUUAAAGCGAAUGAUGUUGGAUCAGAUGUGCCACAAGCUGGCAGCAUUUUGAGAGCCAUUAUUGCAUACCUCACAAACAAAGCUAUUCAAAUAAAGAUGUAAACAUUCAAGUUUUCCUCAAAUCAGUGUUCUAAGAGCUAGCCAACAUUUUUUGACACAAGCCAUGGUUGUAAUUUUUUUUAGAAUUUUAAGGGUUUGUAAGUUACAUACCUAAUUCCACCAGUAACCCAAUAAAACAAAACUGAAUUGGAAUUUAUAUCCAGAAUCAACAGAAAAAGCAGACUACUGGGAAUUGUUUUUGGUGUAUGGCAUUAGGGAAGACCCUGCGAUAGCUGCAUACCUAUUUGCAACAUCGUGUUGAAUACCUUUGGAUAAACCAGAAGGGACCCAAACUCAAUCUCUUGUUUUAAGACCAUAAGAUAUAGGAGCAAAAUUAGGCCGUUCAGCCCAUCCUGCUCUGCCAAACGAUCAUGGCUGAUGUGUUUCUCAUUUUCCGGCCUUUUCCCCUUGACCUUUAAUCUCCUUACUAAUCAGUAAUGUAUCUAUCUCUGUCUUAAAGACAUUCAAAUGAUCUGGCCUCCAUAGACCUGCAGCAAUGAGUUCCACAGA